Molecule: messenger RNA, 720 nt
Organism: Lactuca virosa
Lineage: Eukaryota; Viridiplantae; Streptophyta; Magnoliopsida; Asterales; Asteraceae
Source: the annotation of a GenBank genome assembly
GGGUUCAAAAGUCAACAAAACUGCAGAUGGAUGGCGAAAUGAAGAAUGACUCAGGGAAGGUGACACAAGACAUGGAUCAAGGACACUGUGAAUCCAGUGUAGAUAGCUUUUCUUUGGAUUCGUUGGUCAAGGAUAUAAAUAAAAUUGUGAGGUGUAUUGGGUCCAUGGUAAACAAGUUUGAAGAUCUGAACAAACGUGUACAACUUAUGGAGAAGAAGUUAAAAAAAUAUCAACAAUAUAAAGAUUAUAAGUUUAAGAUUCCUACAGAGGAGAAGCCAUCUUCUAAGGUACAUAUACCACCAGCUUUCCCUGAGAAGUUCGAUCGUGCUGUCUUUUGCAAAUGGGUAAAGGAUGUAGAAUUGUAUUUUGAGUCUGGCUGUGUCUCGGAGCAUGAAAAAGUAAAACAUGUAGUCUGCACAUUGCCAUGCGAUGGAGAGGCUUUUAAAUGGUGGCAAGGUAUCCAAGAGCUAAGCAACACAGUCGAUAAAAUACAUGUCAUUAAGUGGAACGAGAUGAAGAGGUUGGUUAUCAAUAAAUUCCUUUGUCCAAAGAUUGGUUUGAUAGCUAACAAAACAUCCUAAUUUUCUUUGUGAUGGGUUUGGAUUUGCAUGUAUUUGGAGUGUAAGGAAAAUUAAAAUCCCUUGCGGUGGUUUGCUUGAAAAUAUUUUGACUCAGCAACUCUUUAGUUAUUUAUGUUUUUUACAAACUUCUAUUGUGCGU